CAACCGCUCACAGCCAUUCCCCCGCCCCUAUCUCGGAACUCCGAGAAUGACCCACCUUACUGAUCAACCACGACUGGGCACCUAUAUAUUGCCAUCAUAACCAUUCUGAAAUCAGCCUACACGCAUUUCCUGAACCAUUGACUCAAGCUACGAAGCGCACGCCUAUCCUCAAGGAUGACAUCCACCUACUCAACAAACCACACUCCCAGCGUCCUCCGCACGCACAACUGGCGCACCCUCGCCAACUCCGCACCAUACCUCCUCCCCCACCUCAAUCACCUCCAAUCCACCACCUCCAACCUCAAAAUCCUGGACAUCGGCUGCGGACCAGGCAGCAUAACCAUUGACUUAGCCCGCCAUCAUCCAACCGCCCAGGUUACAGGUCUGGACUCCUUCGCCGACCCGCUCCCCACCGCGCGGCGCCUCGCCGCCGCCGAAGGCCUAGCCAACGUCACCUUCGACGUCGGCGACAUCCACGCCCUGGACUUUCCCGACAACACCUUCGACCUCGUUCACGUCCACCAGGUCCUGCAGCACAUCGCCGACCCCGUCCAGGCUCUCCGCGAGAUGCGCCGCGUCGCCAAACCCAACGGCGGGAUCGUUGCCGCCCGGGAAUCCAGCAUCCACACCUGGCACCCGGCGAACCGCGGGAUCGAGCUCUGGGACCGUCUGACCCGGGAGCUGGCGCAGCGGAGCGGCGGGAACCCGCACCCCGGGGCGAGGAUUCACGUGUGGGCGGAGGAGGCGGGCUUCGCGCAGACGCAGAUCCAUAAAAGCACGGGCAGCUGGUGUUUCAGUUCGGCGGAGGAGCGCGAGUAUUGGGGCGGCUCCAUGGCGGAGAGGGCGCGCAACUCGGGGUUUGCGGAUCGGGCGGUGGGGAGUGGACUGGCAACGAGGGAGGAGCUGGAGGUGGUGGUGGACGGGUGGCGGGAGUUUGUGGCGUGUGAGCAGGGGUGGUAUGGGAUGUUGCAUGGGGAGAUUGUUUGUUUCAAGUGA
This is a messenger RNA of Aspergillus aculeatinus CBS 121060, 996 nucleotides long. Its product is annotated as class I SAM-dependent methyltransferase. NCBI's taxonomy places the organism in Eukaryota, Fungi, Ascomycota, Eurotiomycetes, Eurotiales, Aspergillaceae. Gene Ontology annotation, molecular function: methyltransferase activity. Bases 175 to 996 code for a protein of 273 amino acids. The record is from RefSeq and is a predicted model, not a curated record. The transcript has a single exon.